AUGUUAUUUGUUUACGGUUCUAUUGAUUUUAUAGACUCAUAUCCUUAAUUGGCGUCGUAUUAGGUUAAAACGCAUUUUGCCAAAAUUCUGAGUACAAUUUUGGCAACAAAAUUGAAUAAUCAGACAAGUAAAUGGGUGUAUUUUGUGAUGGAGGUGUGUGUAUCAAUUUGAAAUUUUGUUUGAAACAGAUGUUACCACAUUCAAUCUCAAAUCAGUGCAAUUCUGGUAAACACAUUUUUCGUUCUCUUAUAGCUCUACAUGUUUGAUUAGGACGAGUGCAGUUUCUCAUCAAGAUGUCAGCUGUUCUGAUUACCAUAUAAGGACUGAAAAAAACAACUGUGAAAUAAACUUUUGUCUGGUUUCUUUAAUCGUGAACACCGAUCGAGUCACAGCUAUUAUGCUAUAGAAUGCUGCGUUUACAAAGGCAGCCCCCCCCCCCACCCCACAGACACACACACAGUCUUUUGACAAAUCACAUCAGUUUCUUUCAGAUCUGAUUGGUCAAUAGACCAAUUAGUGAAGAAAAAAACAGCAUCUGGCUCCCUGUGUAAACGCCAGAAGGAAAACUGAACACAUUGGGCUACCUUGGACCUGACUACUGUGCCUCAACUCAUUGUACACACUGACAGACUUCCAAGACCAAUCUAAUGGGUGCUACCACUUUUUGCAGAAGCGUGAGGUAGCUAGUAUUGCUGUUACCUGUCCGCAAGGCUUAGAUAUCAGGGUGAGCUGUUAAUGUUCAGUCACUUUCGUAAGUUCUUAGUUACGUUUAUACAAUGAGAUGGCAAAUUAACACAAUUUCAAGGUGAAAAUGAACGCAAGUAUGCCGUGGGUAGCUUUCUUACACCCAUGUGCUCAUUGCCUUGGCCUGAAUUUCCACAGGCAAGUACUUGGUGUUCUCAUAUUCGUCUAUAUGUGCGACUUGGGCUUCUCGCGAUAGCUUUUUUUGCCAUCCAACAUGGCGUCGUAGGGAUGCUGUAUUGUUUUACAUGUACCUAGCUAUGUGACAAGUGGAUUCCUCUCGAUUUAUUACAACUAAAAAACGAACUACACCAAAUUGUCAGUCUCGAUUCUGCGGGUAUGAGAGGUCUAGGAAGACUAUGCUGAGAUCCACCGGUUUCUUCCGUGGAAUUGACUGCCCGUUUUACACGGAUAGCUGCAAUGGGAUAAGCGGCAAAUAUGGGUGCAACAGACCAUACUGCCACUUCAGACACAGCAAACAUAGACGUGCGUCUUAUGGCUCAAAUGACACUAGAACAUCAAAAGAACUUUACUCCAAACAAAAGGAGCAAGGUGGCUAUGACCCAUUCAACCCAGAGGUAGUAAGACCAGAGGAGCAACAGAAUGGGGAGCCUGCUGCUGCAACAGUGGACAUGGGUGCCCUCGAGCUUGAGUUGGUCAAUCGUGCCAUCGAGGCGGUACGCAGUGAGGUGGAGCGGGAAAAGAAGAAGCUCUCCCAAAUCGGGGACCUGGAAUAUGACCCUUCUGCCAGUUCUCCUAAAGUGUUGCUGAAACCACUCUCACAAACUGGAGACCAGAAAUAUGACCCUACUGCCAGUUCCCCCAAGCUGGUGCCAAAACCACCAUCACGAUUUGGGGACCAGGAAUAUGAUCCUACUGCCAGUUCCCCCAAAGUGAUGGCUAACUGGCCAAAACCACAAGCCGUGGCAUCCCACUUGGCGUAUGACCCAGGCAGUUAUCAGAUGACUACAACAGCUGAUUAUAAUCCCACCCCUCGCUCCAGUAAGUACACCUUGGACUCUGACAGCAAGGACAACCAUGCCAGCUCCAUGGAAUAUGUGCCCACCUCGGUUACCAAAACAGCUUUGAAGAAGCCUGCUCCUCGAACACGAUCUCCUCAUCUACCCUCUCCCCCUACUAGUCCUAAGUACUCCAAUAAUGCGGCCUUCUCCAAGAACAAGUACACAGUGGAUAAUUCUAAACCAUCCACAGACAUGGAAUAUGACCCUCUCUCCAACUAUUCAGCUAAAAUUGCUGUCAAGGAUAAGAAAGACCAGAGGACAGGUGCUUCUAAGGGAGAAGUGAAAAAAAGACCUCACCUGUCAGGGACAGAAAAGCUGUCAACGGAUGAGGAAUAUGUGCCAACCACUAAGAAGCCUCGACAGGUGAUACCAGACCCACUGAAGUACACUGUCAGUUUCUCUGAGUCUGAUGAGGAGAGCUCUGGGACAGAGUAUCGACCCACCUCUCUCAGCCGUCUGCAGAGGAGGAAGAGUAGCAGUGGGUCAGUGGAGGAAACCUCUGGUCCAGGGAAAGGAGAGAGGACUGAAAGAACUCUAGGUGGGCUGAAACAACAGAGGAGUCGGGAGGCUAAAGAGCAGGAAGACUCGGAGAACCAGCAAGUAGCAAGGCAAAAAGUCAAACCAGAAACUGAAAAAGUGCCAGGUAAAACCAGCCACACGAAGAUCAUCAAAGUAGAGAAGGUGCAUAAAUCUGAAAAGGAGUCCAGUAAAAAGAGUGGUAGUAGUAAAGAAAAAGGAGCAGGGGACGGUAAGAAAAUAAGUGAUUCAAAGACAUCAAGCCACGAAACUGCAAAGAAGGACAGCAAGAAUCAGGGAAAGAAAGAAGAGGAGAAAAGCAAGAUAAAGGAUAAAUCCAUAGACAAAGGCAAGGAGGGACAGGAAGAAAAGAGAAGUGAUGGAAAGAGUAAGCUAAGGACAGACAAAGUAAAAGGGGCGUCAAGCAAGAGUGAGAGAGAAAAGGGGGGUGGGGAUAGUAAAAAACUGAAGACUUCAGACAAGGAAAAGGACUCUUCAAAGUUUAAAGAACACAAGAAUGGUAAACAUGACAGCAGUGGAAGAGAAAGGGGCUUCAAUAAAGUUAGCAAAGGGAGUUCUAACAGCAGUAAAGACAAGGUGAAGAAAAACAGCAGAAGCUUCUUGGAUGGCAAAACAGGAAAGGUGAAACAAAGAUCUCUGAGUCACGUAGAUCUGUUUGGGGAUGAGAGUGCAGAGGAGAAACGCGAGGAGGAUGACGAGGAGGAAAAAAUUGUGAGGAAGUCAGCUGCUGCUUUCAAGAGGGGGCAUUUGAAUAAGAGGAAUGCCUCAGAGCUCACCCCCUCAUCCUCAGAGGAUGAUGACGUUGGUCCAGAGGAUGACAGAGGCUAUGAUGACAUGGAUGGUGGUGGGGUGGACUACUCCGGUCUGCAGAUGGACAUGGACUUUGACCUGGAUGAAGACCCAAUGGAGGAGUGCUUACGGAUCUUCAAUGAAUCCAAGGAUGUGAAGACAGAGGACAAGGGAAGGCAAGCCAAGCCCUCUAAAGAUUCUGAUGAUGAGGAUGCCACAGACAGCAAUCAAACUACUCUCUUUCCUGGGCAGAAGAAGAGGGUUUCACAUUUCUCCGCCAAAGGAAGUACUGAGGCAACACCAAAGCCUCCAUCGUACAGGAGACUGACUGCCCAGGAGAUCUGUUACCAGCGCAUGCAGAUUGCCCAGCAGCAGGCCUCUCAGCUUGCAGCAGCCGUGAAGACUGCCUCUACACCCAGACCCAGGCCAAGCCUCAGCCCCUUCCCUGGGGAGAGGAAGAGAGUAGCCCACCGCCCCACCCCCUUACCAUCCUCCUCCAAGUCUGGUGUUGUCGAGGCAAAGCUAGCAGGCAGCAGAGUGUUGUCGCCCACCAGGACUCUCCCAGGUGGUGUCUCUGUGAAGGCCCAGACAUCAGCCGGCAUCUUGUCAAAGACCACCACCACUAUUGCACAGAAGAGGGUGGCACACACUCCCACAAUGAAGAGCUCUGCAAUGAAGCGCCCAGUGAUUCCCACUGAGUUUGGAGCCAAAGUGCCCACCAACGUCCGCCAGCGAUACCUCAACAACUUUAUAGAUGAGUGUAUGAAGUUCUGCCCCUCUGAAGACUUGGCCUUCCAAAUGGCCCUGGAGGAAGAGAAGGUGGUGUAUGACCGGAGCAGCAGUAAGAACAUCUACCUCAACGUGGCAGUCAACACACUGAAGAAGCUACGCAGCAAGAGCAGCUCCCCCACCUCACCCGUUGCCAGGAGCCCUGCAGUGGUGGGGAACAGGAAGGCCCAGUCCCAUGAGGAAGUGCUGGGGGGACGCCUCGCUGCCAAGACCAGCUUCACCAUCAACAGGACUGGCAAGCAACAGGAGGAGAAACUCAGUGGUGUCAGGCUGUACAGGAAGCUGAGGGACUAUCUGAUGACGGAGGAGCAGCUGCAGGAGCAUGGAUACCCCAGGCCACACCCUGAGCGCUCAGGUCGAGCCGUGGUCCACAACGUCCCGGAAAAGAAGAAUGUUGACCCUUUUGCCAAGGUGUGCUGUCGAUGUGGGGCCGAGUAUAAGAUCAACGCCAACGGCAACUGUGUUCGCAAGGAGGAGUGUAAUCAUCACUGGGGCCGUCUGCGCAGACAUAAAGUGUCGGGAGGCUGGGAGACCAACUACAGCUGCUGCUCAGGGACUGUGGGCUCUCCUGGCUGCUCUGUGUCUAAGCAACACGUUCAGGACGGACGCAAAGAAUCAUUGGACGGCUAUGUUCAGACCUUUGAGAAACAGCUGCCCCCAGACGGCAACGGUGGAGUCUACGCCCUGGACUGUGAGAUGUGUUACACAAAGCAAGGUCUGGAGCUGACCAGGGUGACUGUUAUCAACUCUGAGCUGAAAGUCAUCUAUGACACAUUUGUCAAACCCGAAAGCAAAGUGGUUGACUACAACACACGGUUUUCGGGUGUAACAGAGGAGGACCUGGAGAAUGCGACCAUCACCCUGAGAGACGUGCAGGCUGUGAUCCUCAACAUGUUCAGCACUGAGUCCAUCCUCAUAGGACACAGCCUGGAGAGUGACCUCUUUGCCCUCAAGGUCAUACACAGCACUGUAGUGGACACAGCCAUUGUGUUCCCCCAUCGCCUGGGCUUGCCAUACAAGAGGGCCCUGAGGAACCUCAUGGCAGACCACCUCAAACGCAUCAUACAGGACAGCGUUGAAGGUCAUGACUCCAGUGAGGACGCCUGCGCCUGCAUGGAGCUCAUGAUAUGGAAGAUCCGAGAAGACGCCAAGGUGAAGAGAUGACUUCUGCUCCCCUCUAACCAGACCGCUGUAGAGAGACAGACAGGGAGGGGGAGAGAAGGGGAGCUGAGGGCCCUGGAGAGAACUGUCUGUCGGAGAGGCCAACAGCACAGCACUUGAGUUAUACUGUGGUGGGACCUUGGCAGUGACAGGGAGCAAGAUGCUGAGAAUGGGCUCCUCUAAAGAGAUCUACAGGGAUGGCCAUGUCACUGUGUUGCCUGGUCAGGUAGGCCAUAGUGGACAGGUGCUGCUGGAGUACAUUGUUGGAGUGCCAGCAGAGCCAGAGCCCUCGAUAGAGUGAGUUGGUAAAAGGCAGAAAUCAACAGUGUUUUCAUUUACUGUUCCUGUUUUAUUUAGAAAAUCCAUGAUCAUGAUUGUCACCAGUUUUUGUUGGUAUGUAUUCUUCUCCUCUGGCGAUCUAACUCUGAAAGACUGGGUGGGUUCUUGUUCACAUUGUUAUUGUUAUGUGAAUAAGGAUAAAAUUCUAUUGCUGCUGAGCUGCAUCCUUGGCCCAACUUGCACUAUAGAAAUGCUCUCUUCUCCUAUUGGGCUAAAGUACCUCAUCUGUGUUGAAUGAAUACAGUACUGAAGACUUGGUACUGAAGAACUUGCUACAUCGUUGUCUAAACAUGGUUAUUCUCAGACAUGGAACGGUGCCACCACACAUGCACUUGGUGUUGGGGUUUGCACUUAGUUUGUACCACAUCUGUGCUGUUAGAUGAAAUGUGGUCGAUCUCUUAGUAUUUUGUCGGCUCUCAAACUUGAUUAAUCAUGACAGUCAGACCCCAAAACAGAAAUAUUUAUGUGUCUAAAAUUGUCCUGGUAUGGUUGAUUAGAGAUAUUGUGUUGAAUAGCUUGACCAUCAAAUCUCACUAUCUUUGUGUCCUGUGCACUGCAUGAAAGUGAACUUGGGCUAUUUUUAUAGCCACACAGAUAGAACCUAUUACUCCCAGGGUAUGUAGAAAACUAUGUCCACAUUAUGCAACAAUUAGUUAUUCAAUGCAGACAGAUAUCAAAUUGUUUAUAGCUAAAGGCUAUAAUUUUGUGUUAAACAUGGUAUAACAUAUGAGGGUAAAAACUGGUGCUGUAAAUAUGCUGUAAGUUGUUUCCUUUUGUAUUUUUUUUGUUUUGUUUAUUAUUUUCUAUUAAAAAGAUUGAAAA
Messenger RNA from Oncorhynchus mykiss (rainbow trout), 6200 nucleotides. It is a transcript of the gene rexo1, whose product is annotated as REX1, RNA exonuclease 1 homolog. The record is from RefSeq and is a predicted model, not a curated record. Gene Ontology annotation, cellular component: nucleus. NCBI's taxonomy places the organism in Eukaryota, Metazoa, Chordata, Actinopteri, Salmoniformes, Salmonidae. Gene Ontology annotation, molecular function: nucleic acid binding; exonuclease activity.